UUUUUAUUACUUUUUGCCGCGAAAACGCCUCCCGGAGUUCUAGCGAGCGACCGAGUCGUUCUGCGAGAGGUUUCUCUCUCUACGGCUGCAGAGGCAGAGAAUCAGCAUGUCUGGUUUUGAUGAUCCUGGCAUUUUCUACAGCGAUAGCUUUGGUGGAGACCCGAUUGCAGAUGAAGGGCAAGUUCGAAAGUCUCAGCUGCAGAAACGCUUCAAAGAGUUUUUAAGGCAGUAUCGCAUUGGAACAGACCGGACUGGCUUCUCUUUCAAAUACAGAGAUGAGCUCAAACGUCAUUAUAAUGUUGGACAAUAUUGGAUUGAGGUGGAGAUAGAAGAUUUGGCAAGCUUUGAUGAAGAUCUGGCAAACUAUAUAUACAAGCAGCCUGUGGAGCAUCUUCAGCUGCUGGAAGAAGCUGCAAAAGAGGUAGCUGAUGAAGUAACACGUCCUCGGCCAAUAGGAGAAGAGACUCUUCAGGAUAUUCAAGUUAUGCUCAGAUCAGAUGCCAAUCCAUCCAACAUCCGAAAUCUCAAGUCUGAACAGAUGUCACAUUUGGUGAAGAUCCCAGGAAUCAUUAUUGCUGCAACUCCUGUGAGAGCCAAAGCAACCAAGAUCACCAUCCAAUGCCGCACUUGCCGGAAUAUAAUACCUAACAUAGCUUUACGUCCAGGCCUGGAAGGAUAUGCUCUUCCUCGGAAGUGCAGCACGGAACAGACUAAUCUAGCAAAAUGUCCUUUGGACCCAUAUUUCAUUGUUCCAGACAAAUGUAAAUGUGUGGAUUUCCAGACAUUGAAGCUUCAAGAGUCUCCUGAUGCUGUUCCUCAUGGAGAGUUGCCUCGGCACAUGCAGCUCUAUUGUGACAGAUAUCUUUGUGACAAAGUUGUCCCUGGGAACAGAGCUACCAUCAUAGGUGUUUACUCAAUCAAAAAAGCCGGCCUCACAAAGAUCAAGAGCCGGAACAAUGUUGGAGUUGGCAUCCGGAGCUCCUACAUCCGUGUGGUAGGAAUCCAAGUAGACACCGAAGGCUCAGGGCGCAGUGUCAGUGGCUCCAUGACACCUCAGGAAGAGGAGGAGUUUCAGCAUUUGGCUUCCAUGCCCAAUAUUUAUGAUAUGAUUGCCAAAAGCAUUGCUCCUUCCAUCUAUGGUAGUAAUGAUAUCAAGAAGGCAAUUGCAUGCAUGCUUUUUGGAGGCUCUCGAAAAAGACUUCCAGAUGGGUUAACACGUAGAGGGGAUAUUAAUUUGCUCAUGAUGGGAGACCCCGGAACUGCCAAGUCUCAGCUCUUAAAGUUUGUAGAAAGAUGUUCACCCAUAGGAGUCUAUACUUCAGGGAAAGGCAGCAGUGCAGCUGGCUUGACUGCUUCAGUGAUCAGAGAUGCAGCUACACGGAGCUUCUUUGUAGAAGGUGGAGCCAUGGUCUUGGCUGAUGGAGGAGUGGUUUGCAUUGACGAGUUUGACAAGAUGCGUGAAGAUGAUAGAGUGGCCAUCCAUGAAGCUAUGGAGCAGCAGACCAUCUCCAUUGCCAAGGCUGGUAUCACCACUACCCUAAAUUCACGCUGCUCUGUGUUAGCAGCUGCAAACUCUGUGUUUGGACGCUGGGAUGAAACUAAAGGAGACGAAAACAUAGACUUCAUGCCCACCAUUCUGUCCCGAUUUGAUAUGAUCUUCAUUGUCAAAGAUGAGCACAAUGAGGAAAGAGACAUGACCCUGGCCAAGCAUGUGAUGUCACUACAUGUAAGUGCCUUAACCCAGACACAGGCAGUGGAGGGUGAGAUUGAGCUGCAUAAACUGAAAAAGCUGAUUGCCUACUGCAGAGCGAAAUGUGGUCCUCGCCUCUCUGCAGAAGCUGCAGAGAAAUUGAAGAACCGCUAUAUCCUUAUGCGCAGUGGUGCCCGCGAACAUGAAAGAGAAAGCGACCGUCGCUCCAACAUUCCCAUUACAGUAAGGCAGCUGGAGGCCAUUGUGCGAAUAGCAGAAUCCCUCAGUAAGAUGAAGCUCCAACCUUUUGCUACUGAGGCAGACAUUGAAGAAGCCCUGCGACUCUUCCAGGUGUCUACACUUGAUGCGGCUUUGUCAGGCAACCUCUCAGGAGUAGAAGGCUUCACUACUCAGGAAGACCAAGAGAUGCUGUCUCGCAUUGAGAAGCAGCUCAAGCGUCGCUUUGCCAUUGGCUCCCAAGUAUCUGAACACAGCAUCAUCCAGGAUUUUGUGAAGCAAAAAUAUCCUGAGCAUGCCAUCUACAGGGUGCUGCAGCUUAUGAUGCGUCGUGGUGAGAUCCAGCAUCGCAUGCAACGCAAAGUUCUUUAUCGCAUUAAGUAAAAUACUGUACAUCUCCUGGAAUGUUAAAAGAGAUUCAUUCUCCAUGUAAUUGGAACUAAAUUUUCGCUACUGUUUUCUUACAUUUAAUAUCUCCAACACAUCUUUCAGCGCAUAGAAAAAUAAUCUGGAGUAUUGCCCUAUACAGGGAGGUCAGGAUGGAGACUGCAUAAUAAUAGCUCUUGCUUUUAUUCGUUGCAAUUUUCCUGUUAAAGUGUCACCUUGAUAUUUUGUUACAAUAUUAAAACCUUUUUUUAUCUACACUAAAACUUAAUAAGUAACAUGUCUGUAACAAAUAGAAAGUGUUCUGUUAAGGGUGUGAGGUAAGAUAAAGCUGUUAAGCAGUACAGAACUAAUUUUCUCUAAUGUGUUUCUCCCUCUGAUGAAAGCCUCAUUGCUUGGUGUAAUAAAAUUACAUUGUGAUCUCUUGUGACUGCCAUUGAGGUCAGCGUUAGAGAACCAGGGAAAACAACAUACAGAAAACAAAGAUCUCUCCCUUGAGAAGUUAAGAGUUCCAAGGCAUGUUUACACAACCUGACUUUUGUACUUAGGUGGUGAUACUUCAAUAGCAGUUAGCUGAGCAAGAGUGGAGACCAGGAAAUGUAGAAAGAUCAGUCACCGAAAGAAGUUACUUCCACCAUUAUUCUUUGAAUGUGUUAGUUAAGAACCUUUCCUCAAGAGUCUCAAGAGUAUAGCUGUAUUUUUUUUCUUCCUUUGGCCUUUCGAAGUGCAAGCAGGAUUCCUUGUGGUAAAACAGUGACCAUGCAUAAUCCCACCAUGUAAUGAAAAUGUCCCCCUUUUAGUUAUGACCCAAAAAACCCCAGCCUGGUUCCUUUUAAUUUGACUUUAUUACAUGCUAAAUCAUACACACAAGAGUGCAUAAAGCAAUAAAUACUUCAUUGGAGAAAUUGCAUAAACAUUUUAUACUGUUUGCUAAUAUUUAACAAUGAAAUAACUAAAGCAGCAGCACUGCAUUCUAAAAAUAAAAUAACAAACCAGUGCAAAGACAGUGGACACAACUGUUUGAAGGCUUGAUGAUGCCUUAAAAUUGUUUGUACCAACAGUUUUCUCUAAUAGAAGCAAACUAUUUCUGCCUGAAACCCCGUAGGAAGGUUUGCAGCUAGGAAAUAACCAUUUCACUCAUGAAUGAGACACUCGACAAAGCCACAUAUUUUCUCUUGUUUUUGAACUAACACACCCAGCUGUCACAGCUUGUAAAUCUUGCUUUACAGUUUAGUGUUAUGCAUAUUAGAACUGUGCAAAGCCAGUGUAAGAGCACUUCAGAAUCUCUGGAGUACAUACCAAGUAUCUUUUUCAUUCAAGCAGCCUCAACUUUCCAGCUUGGACUCUUGGACACUAUUUUGGAAAGUUCACAUACAAUAAACUUCCAAAGCCGUUGUCCCAAGGGUGGAACAAAGAUACAGAUGAUUAAUAGUUCAAAAUGGAGACCUUUGUGCGUACUCCCAGGUGUUCCAAAGCACAUAUUUUAAAGACUUACUCAGAUUUAGUCUGUGAAUCAAAUCAUAGUCGCUUAAUCAAAAGUAUGUGUUAAAACCGUGGUGUAUCUCAAUGGAUUUUACCCUGUCUUUUGAAUUCUGUGCAUCACUACCAGAAACUGCCCUCUGUUUGGGGUUUUGUCUUUGUUUUGCUUGCAAAUUAUUAGUGCUCCAAUAAUGGUUCACCUGUUUUUGCAGGAUGGGCAACAUGGCUUCCAUAUGGAAAUUCAGAGGUGAACCUUUAUUUCCCCCUCUUGUGCUUGUAUUUUCUUGAAGUUCAAUGCUCGUAUUAUACACAUGUCGUUUUCACAGGUUGAUGCUGUACAGUAUAUAUAUUUUAAAAGUUAUGUAGGAAUGCUGUUUGGUGGGAUAAUAGCCAGAAAGGUGGUUUUCUCUAGUUUUGACCUGCUGGCCUUUUGCUGUGUUGCUUUAAAACCUUUCUCUAAUUUAAGCAGCCAGUAGAGGGUGCUAGAAAUCCAAAAUCUGCUGGCUUCAUAAACAAAGUGAAGGUUCAUUACUUUACCAUAAUAAAGGAAAGAAUAACUGGCUGAUGAAGA
Molecule: messenger RNA, 4361 nt
Organism: Pantherophis guttatus
Lineage: Eukaryota; Metazoa; Chordata; Lepidosauria; Squamata; Colubridae
Gene: MCM5
Product: minichromosome maintenance complex component 5
Biological process (GO): DNA replication; DNA replication initiation; double-strand break repair via break-induced replication
Cellular component (GO): MCM complex; nucleus
Molecular function (GO): single-stranded DNA helicase activity; ATP binding; DNA replication origin binding
Source: RefSeq, a predicted model, not a curated record